Molecule: messenger RNA, 438 nt
Organism: Cotesia congregata
Lineage: Eukaryota; Metazoa; Arthropoda; Insecta; Hymenoptera; Braconidae
Source: the annotation of a GenBank genome assembly
AUGAUCUGCAGAAUUUUUCCUUGUAUUUUGAUAGUAGCAAUAUCAAUUGUGAGCGCCGAUUAUUCUUGUCCGGAACCGACUCGGGAAUUGAAACUCUCGAUUCAUGAUCCUGAUGUGGUGCGAUUCGCACAAGACGCUUGGAAUGAAUUCAAAAAGUAUAGAUCUGACUGCGGACACCCCCUCAGCCAAACUGAAAUCAGCUGGGCUGCAGUAUUGGUUGUCGCUCACGAAAGGAGAUACACCAUAGUAGCAUCUUAUAGGUUUGAUGAUUCAGUACCUUAUGAGUUUGAGUGUCUCAUACUUGUUCAGACAGAAAGGUCUGAUCCCCUCUUAGUGGCUUGCAGCAAAAUUGAGACCAUAAAUAAUAAAUUGGUCUACAAUAAGGCACUUACAGAUGUAAUGACAUACAUGCAAAGAAUUCUUCACGUAGAUUCAUGA